AUGGGGAAUUUGUGUUAGAAAGAAUAAAAUGCAAAUUGUUUUGAUUAAUCAUCUAUCUAUUAUGAACCAAGAAAUGGUAUUUGCAUUAAAGAAAAUCUAAUUGACAAAUAUUUAUUCAACCGAUAACAAUCACUCUUAGUGCCUAGUGUAAGUAGAUUGAUCAUCAAAGAAGAAUUAGGAAAAGAGACAGAAACACCAAACAUUAGUGAAAGUAGUCAUAAAAUUAGUCGGUUUACUUAGUGUACAUCCAAUUAAAACCUGAUGGAAAGCUGUAUUAAUAAUAACACAUUUUAAUUGAUUAAUGUAAGUUCUGAGAGAUAUCUCCAUUCUCAUAGGAUACGGCAUCAAAAUUCCCGAAUGAAUGAAGUUUUGUGUUGCUAGGAAUGUCAUAAUGAAUAUGAUACUUGGGUUUUUGAAAACAUUAAUGAAAAUGUAGUUAAAGUAUUUUAAUAUUGAUUUAACUGUUAGUUAUAUCAUCCUUUAACAAAAUGUUAUUUAAAAGCUUAAUAAAGAAGUAGUAAUGGAUAGAUCGAUGUUGGAGGAAGUGAUGAAGGUGAUAAUUGGAGUAUAGAGAAAAUAAGUGAUAAUAUAAGUAAAUAAAUUUAAAAAUUAUAACCUGGUUAGAAAUUAAACACUAAAACACUGGGUACUAUUUACAAACUAAUGUAAAUUAGUGUAAUCUUGAAGGCUAAUUAAAAGUCUCAUUAUAAUAAAUAGAUUGUGGUAAACCAAAUGACAAUCAUACACUUUGGAAAAUAAAUGAAAUUUGA
Messenger RNA from Paramecium pentaurelia, 770 nucleotides. The record is from the annotation of a GenBank genome assembly. Lineage: Eukaryota; Ciliophora; Oligohymenophorea; Peniculida; Parameciidae.